GCCGAGCAGAACGGCCAUCUUCCUAAAACACAAACAACAAGAGUAGCGAGCAGACGAGCUAGCAGCAGCGCAGCGUCGGAGAGAGAGAGAGCAGGACACAUUUUAUGUACAUAUUACACGCGGUUUGAUGCGGAUUAUAACGCGAUUAUUGAGGACAAGCACGUCGGCAGCCAGAGACCACACGGUCACAUGCGCAGGAGCCCAGACGACUGGAAAUAAUACGCAUCUCUAGCUCCAGAAAUUAAGGGGUUGAAGGAGAACCAUCCGAGAGUGAGAGGGGUUGCCUGUUGGGGCCUGGUCAUACAGCGUUACAGCCAGAGCCAGAGAAAAGGGAGGAGCAGGAGAGCAGAGGAGGAAGGGAGGACGGAGGAAGAGAUUCGCGGUCACCUGCUUCGGACGGCUGCAUUGCCAGCUGAUCUGACUUUGUUUUUCAUUUCUAGCAUUCGAUUAUCGCAACUGCACUUAGGUUUUAACGUCAGUAUCAAAGUUUUGCUGUUAUCAGGCAGUGAUUGGUAUUAGUCUUGAAUUUUAUUUUUUCCAUUUUCCAACUCAAAGGUUUAUUUUCUUUUUUUUGUAUGUUUUUAUUUGUUUGAGGUAUUUUGUUCUUGUUUUUUGGGCUGUGAACAGGAGUUUUCACAUCACGUUUGAUCUUUGACCCUUUUUUCCUCCUGUACACACCCAGUAUAAGGCAGCUAUUUCCCUACUGUUUCUCAAGUUUGGAAAUCUUAACACAAACAUACCUUCACACACAACACGCGCACACCACUCAGCCUUCUCACCUAAGCCUGGUCCAGCCUAGUCUCGCCUGCUCCGCUCCUCUGGACAGGAUUCAGCUCAGAGACGAAGGGAGGAAUAUGACAGCUGAGACACUUAACUUCGGCCCAGAAUGGCUCCGAGCACUUUCCAGUGGAGGCAGUGUGACUUCCCCUCCUCCCUCUCCUGCUAUGCCAAAGUACAAGCUGGCCGAGUAUCGCUAUGGCCGAGAGGAGAUGUUAGCACUUUAUAUCAAAGACAACAAGGUCCCAGAGGACAUGCAGGAUAAGGAGUUUGCUGCUAUUCUGCAGGAUGAGCCUCAGCAGCCUCUGGCACUGGUGCCUCUCACCGAGGAAGAGCAGCGGAACUUCUCCAUGUCCGUUAACAGUGUGGCUGUGCUGAGGCUUAUGGGUAAAGGGGGUGGCACUGUCCCCGCCGGCAUGGCCCGUGGCAGAGGCAGUGUGAGAGGUGGCCGAGGCAGAGGCCGAGGAGAGGGAGGGUUCUACCAAAGAAGUACUGAAGAGGUUGGUGAGGUGGGCUUCAACAGAACUGUUAGAGAGAUCCACCGCAGCCAGAGCUGGGAUGACAGGGGCGAGAGGCGUUUUGAGAAGCCCCUGCGGAGGGAGGCCCUGCGGGUUGGCUUUGAAGAAGUGGGCUCCGGGGGGAGGAAGGAGUACAUGCGUUCAGACAGCGACAACUGGCGCACACUGCGAGAGGAACACGAGCAGGAGGAGGUGGGAGACCUGGGUGGGAGCUGGAGACUCGCUGGCUCACGUCGAGAUGAUGGUGGUCCUCGCUCAGCAGGUUGGCGUGAGCAUAGUGAUGGUCGGCGCAGGAAGUUUGACUUUGACUUCCGGGAUGGAGGAAGUGAGGGGGGAAGGAGGAGGGCAGGAAGUGAGGGAGCUGAGGAAGAGAGGGAUGGAUUGCCAGAGUGGUGCACAGAUGAGGAGGAUGGAGAGAUGGGGACCUUCGACUCCUCUGGGGCGUUCAUGUCAAUCAAGAAAGGCUCCAAAGAUCUUAUCCCAGAAGAGGAGUUUGACUUUCAGGGAUUGGAAGAUGAGGAUGAGUGUAUUAUGGAUGGAGAAAGGAAAAACAGCAAUGGUGGAGAGAAACCUGAGAGAGGUGAGAAUGACUGUCUGGCUGUUACUGAGGUAGAGGUGAAGUCUCUCCCUCCUUCUUCUCCUCCCUCCUUGACUCUACCCACUCCUCAGUCUGAUCCUGUGCCAGCUGCUGCCCCUUCUGUUCUGGAGGAUCCUCAGCCUGCCCCCAUUAGUAAGAUGCCAAGUGAAGUGUUACCAGAGCCCUUGUCUGAGCUGAGCCCCAGUGCCUCCUCCAGUCUGCCUUCAUCCCCUCCCUCCUCUUCCUCUGCUGCUACUGACCUCCCGCCAUCGGGAGGUGACCCUGAGGAUGACGAGGGCCUGAAGCACCUGCAACAGGAGGCAGAGAAGAUGGUGGCAGCUCUGCAGGACACGUCUCUGGAGGAGGAGUGUUUCACUCAGCUGCAAGAGAGCAGAAACACUGCGGCUGCCCUGCCUCUCUCCCACGACUCCGCCAUGAAGUGGUUCUACAAAGACCCACAGGGCGAAAUCCAAGGCCCCUUCAGCACGGUGGAGAUGUGUGAAUGGUUUCAGGCAGGCUACUUCAGCAUGUCUCUGUUAGUAAAGCGCGGCUGUGAUGAAGGGUUCCAACCUCUGGGGGAUGUCAUUAAGAUGUGGGGGCGUGUGCCUUUCGCCCCCGGACCCUCCCCACCACCACUGUGUAAUAUGGAUCAGGAGAGGCUGAAGAAGCAGCAGGAGUUGGCUGCUGCUGCAGCUCUCUACCAACUCCAGCAACAGCAGCUAUUCCAGCUCAUUAACAGGUGUGGAGAGCAGGGUAUGAUGCCUUCGAUGAACAGAUCAAUGUCAGUGCCAGAUACAGGGUCCAUGUGGGACAUGCAUACCUCAGCCUCACAGCCGACAGGUGGUGAGGCCAGUAUAUGGGACUUAACUCAGGGUCCAACUCUCGAACAGCUUCAGAAGCUCCAGGAGAGACGAGAGGCUGAACUCAGGGCUAAGAGGGAAGAAGAAGAGAGAAAAAGAAGGGAUGAAAAGCGACGACAGCAGGAGGAACUAAAGAGGAGAGAAGAAGAGGAACUCUUCAGACGCAAACAGGAGCUGCUAAUGAAGCUGCUCCAGCAGGCUCCGCGUCAGGGGAGCACUGGCUCAGGGUCAGGAUGGAGCGGAGGCUCCAUGUCUGGGCUGGGGAAACAGGGAAAGCCCCUGAACAACCUGCUGGAUCUCCAGCAGGAGGCUGAAAGACUUUAUAAACAGCAGCACAGAGCCCCGCAACAGCAACGGUGGGGAGCUGAAGGUGUGGGGGCACUGUGGGGUUCUGGAGGCAUGGAGGGCAAAGCAGCGGGAGGCAGCAGUCCCUCUGGAGGGAGCAUGGGCGUUUGGGACGAGGCCCUAAAAAACCAGAGCGCCCUCCGGAACAGCAUGGGUCUGAAGAACAGCCGCAGCAGCCCCUCUCUCAGUGAUCAGUACAUGAUGCUAAAUCGACGUAAGCGUACUGAAGAAGAAGACCGCUUGCUGAAGCUCUUCCAGGGGAUGAAGGCUCAGGAUGGCUUCACUACGUGGUGUGAGCAGAUGCUGCAUGCUCUUAACACCUCAACCAACAACUCCUCUUCCCAGGACGUGGCCACCAUCGUGACGUAUCUGAAGGAGGUGGAGUCGCCCUAUGAAGUGCUGGACUUUAUCCGCCACUAUCUGGGCGACACAGUGGAAGCCAAAGAGUUUGCCAAGCAGUUCCUGGAGCGCCGUGCCAAACAGAAAGCCAACCACCAGAGGCAGCAGCAGCAGCUUUCUAAGGAGGUGGCUGGACUGACCAUGAACAGCUUCCCUCUGCAGGAUUCUAUGAGGGGAAUGAACCCCACAGCUCUGCAGUCUAUGUUCCAGUCAGUGCAUUCUGGGAAGGGGGGGAUGGGCUAUGACCAGGCAGCGAAACUGAAGAAGAAACAGCCCAUGAUGCUGCACUCUGACCCAAGCAUCUUAGGUUACUCAUUCCAUGGUGCAGGGGAUCGGAUGAGCCUGAGCGAGAUGGAGAUGGUGGAGGAUUACUGAGUCCACAGCAAUAGCUACCUGAGGCCUUUUAUCCGCGGGUCCAACUAAUCAGACUCCGCAAGUCCAAUGUGCACUGCUGGGGAUUGGGCGGGAUUGGGUGGGGG
Astyanax mexicanus (Mexican tetra) is the source of this 3955-nucleotide messenger RNA. RefSeq names its product GRB10 interacting GYF protein 1a (gene gigyf1a). The record is from RefSeq and is a predicted model, not a curated record. The transcript is spliced from 25 exons. Gene Ontology annotation, molecular function: protein binding. Gene Ontology annotation, biological process: insulin-like growth factor receptor signaling pathway. NCBI's taxonomy places the organism in Eukaryota, Metazoa, Chordata, Actinopteri, Characiformes, Acestrorhamphidae. The coding region runs from base 855 to 3851 and encodes 998 amino acids.